Molecule: messenger RNA, 3754 nt
Organism: Asparagus officinalis (garden asparagus)
Lineage: Eukaryota; Viridiplantae; Streptophyta; Magnoliopsida; Asparagales; Asparagaceae
Product: DNA mismatch repair protein MSH1, mitochondrial
Biological process (GO): mismatch repair
Cellular component (GO): nucleus
Molecular function (GO): ATP binding; mismatched DNA binding; ATP-dependent DNA damage sensor activity
Source: RefSeq, a predicted model, not a curated record
CCAUCACAUAAAAUCCACCCCCACUGUUUCUGGCGGGAAACGACGAUGCAGUCCCCCCCAAAAAAACCCUAACUCCCCAAUCAAAUCAACCAAACAGAAAACCCUAACCCUAACCUCCGAUCCAAAUGCACAGAUUCACGGCGAGCUCUCUCAUGGCCUCGUCUCCUCGCUGGCUGAUGCUCGCCGGAUUCCUCCGCCCUUCUUCCGCCCGUCGAUCCAAAAUCUCACCUUUACCACGGGUUUUAGGGAGGAGAUAUCACUGUAAAUCUCUUAAAGUGAUUAACGGGGUUAAAUCAGGUAGAAGAGAGAAACCGAAACUUCUUAAUGAAGGGGUUAAUCAUCCUCAUAUAAUGUGGUGGAAAGAGAGGAUGGAAAUGUGCAAGAAGCCUUCGACUGUUCAGCUGGUUACGAGGCUCAACUAUUCAAAUUUGUUGGGGCUGGAUGUCAGUUUAAAAAAUGGGAGUUUGAAAGAAGGAACUCUUAACUCGGAGAUAUUACAAUUUAAGUCAAAAUUUCCCCGAGAAGUUUUGCUCUGUAGGGUUGGUGAUUUUUAUGAAGCAAUUGGAUUUGAUGCCUGCAUUCUUGUUGAGCAUGCUGGAUUAAAUCCCUUUGGUGGUCUGAGGUCAGAUAGUAUUCCAAGGGCUGGAUGCCCUGUUGUGAAUCUGCGCCAAACUUUGGAUGAUUUGACUCGUAGUGGCUAUUCUGUUUGCAUUGUUGAGGAGGUUCAAGGUCCAACUCAAGCUCGCUCCCGUAAAGGUCGAUUUAUAUCUGGCCACGCACAUCCUGGUAGCCCUUAUGUGUUUGGGCUUGCUGGAGCUGAUCAUGAUGUUGAUUUUCCGGAGCCAAUGCCUGUUGUUGGUAUCUCAAGAUCUGUUAAAGGGUAUUGCAUGAUCUCAGUCAUUGAGACCAUGAAAACGUAUGCACUGGAAGAUGGUCUAACUGAAGAGGCUAUUGUAACUAAGCUCCGGACAUGCCGAUAUCACCAUUUAUUUCUGCAUACUUCCUUGCGACAUAAUUCUUCAGGUACUUCUCGCUGGGGGGAAUUUGGGGAAGGGGGCCUUUUGUGGAGCGAAUGCAAUGGGAAAACUUUUGAAUGGUUUGAUGGCAUUCCUAUUGAAGAGCUCUUGUUCAAGGUAAGAGAAAUUUAUGGUCUGAAUGAAGAAGCCGCUUUUCGAAAUGUCAGUAUUUCUUCGGAGAGAAGACCUCAGCCUUUGUACCUGGGGACUGCUACUCAAAUUGGAGUGAUACCGACAGAGGGAAUACCUAGCUUGUUGAAAGUGUUGCUUCCUUCAAACUGCACCGGUCUUCCAGCAUUGUAUUUAAGGGAUCUUCUUCUUAAUCCUCCAUCAUAUGCGGUUGCUUCUGCAAUCCAGCGGGCAUGCAGGAGUAUGAGCACUUUGACUUGUUCCAUCCCUGAGUUUACUUGUGUAUCAGCUGCCAAGCUUGUCCGAUUGCUGGAAUCUAGGGAGGCUAAUCAUAUUGAGUUCUGCAGAAUAAAAAAUGUUGCCGAUGAAAUUCUGCAGAUGCAUAGAAAUUCUGAACUAUCAGCUAUUCUACAUAUACUAUUGGAACCAACUUGGGUGUCCACUGGGCUGAAAGUUGAAUAUGAGAUGCUGGUAACGGAGUGUGGGUGGAUCUCUCAAAGAAUAGGUGAGAUAAUAUCUCUUGGUGGUGAAACAGAUCAGGAAAUAAGUUCCCCAGAAUAUAUUCCCCGUGAGUUUUUCGAGGAUAUGGAAUCUUCAUGGAGAGGUCGUGUGAAGAGGAUCCAUGCAGAGGAUGUUUUUGCAGAAGUUGAGCGAGCUGCCCAAUCCUUAUCUAUUGCAGUUAUGGAAGAUUUCAUCCCAAUUGUGUCAAGAGUGAAAUCAAUCAUGUCUACUCUUGGAGGUCCUAAGGGUGAAGUAUGUUAUGCUAGAGAGCACGAAGCUGUUUGGUUUAAGGGGAAACGUUUUAUGCCAUCUGUAUGGGCCAAUACCCCUGGGGAAGAACAAAUCAAGCAACUUAGGCCUGCCAUAGAUGCGAAAGGGCGAAAGGUUGGAGAGGAAUGGUUUGCCACAAACAAUGUUGAUAAUGCAUUAACCAGGUAUCAUGAAGCCAAUGAAAUGGCAAAGGUUAAAGUGCUGGAAUUAUUAAGAGGGCUUUCUGCAGAAAUGCAAGUAAAAAUAAAUGUCCUCGUGUUCUCUUCCAUGCUGCUUGUCAUAGCUAAAUCACUUUUCGGUCAUGUUAGUGAAGGUCGAAGGAGAGAAUGGGUUUUUCCUGAACUAUACAAGAUCCCUAAGUGCAAGAAUGAAAGCUCAGCUCAAAUGGCUGAGACACUCGAGUUAACAGGUCUAUCACCUUAUUGGUUUGAUGUUGCACAAGGUGGUGCAGUUCAAAAUACUGUCAGAAUGGAAUCAACGUUUCUUUUGACUGGACCAAAUGGUGGAGGUAAAUCUAGUUUACUUCGGUCGAUAUGUGCUGCUGCAUUACUUGGGAUCUGUGGACUCAUGGUACCUGCUGAGUCAGCUACUAUUCCUGAUUUUGAUUCUAUUAUGCUGCACAUGAAAGCUUAUGAUAGUCCUGCUGAUGGGAAGAGCUCAUUUCAGAUUGAAAUGUCCGAGAUACGCUCACUAGUCAGUGGAGCUACUUCAAAGAGCCUAGUUCUCGUGGACGAAAUCUGUAGGGGCACUGAAACCGCAAAAGGAACUUGCAUUGCUGGAAGCAUUGUUGAAACUCUUGAUCAAAUUGGCUGCAUGGGUAUUGUUUCAACCCAUUUACAUGGCAUUUUCGAUUUGCCGUUAGCCACAAAAAACACUGUGCACAAAGCAAUGCUAACAGAGGUUAUUGAUGGAAAAAUAAGACCAACGUGGAAGUUAACUGAUGGAGUAUGUAGAGAGAGUCUUGCCUUUGAAACUGCCCUAGGUGAAGGUAUUCCUGAGAGAAUCAUCAGGAGGGCUGAGGAGCUGUACCUUUCAAUGAACAUGAAGGCAAUCGGGUCCAAAGAUUUAGAUUCGAAAUCUGAUCUGAAGGUGUUCGAUGAAGACUAUUCUUUGCGGACUAUUGGAGGAUCAACUUUUGGGAGCAUGCAGUUAUUCCAGAAGGAAGUUGAGAGGGCCGUUACCAUUAUUUGUCAGAAGAAGCUAAUAGAGCUUUACAAAAAGAAGAACACGUUGGAACUUGUGGAGGUAACGUGUGUUCCUAUCGGUGUCAGGGAACAACCUCCUCCGUCAACAGUGGGCGCUUCAAGCAUUUAUAUUCUCUUCAGACCUGAUAAGAAAUUGUAUGUUGGGCAGACGGAUGAUCUAAGUGGUAGGAUUCGUGCUCAUCGCUCCAAGGAAGGCAUGAGAAGUGCAUUGUUCUUGUACAUUCUAGUGCCAGGAAAGGCGUCGCAGGCCAACCUCGAGACACUUCUGAUCAACCAGCUGCCCCUUCAGGGCUUUAGACUCGCUAACAAAGCUGACGGUAAGCAUCGGAACUUUGGGACCACAUCUAAUCUUACCUUGGAAAGCCUUAGCUUGCGCCAGUGAGUAGUACAGUGUUGCCUCAAAGUCAUUUUGCAUACAAACAGAUGUUAAAAAAAAAAUAAUCAGUACUAUAAUUUGUUUUGUAAUUAUUGAGAAUCACAAGGCAUGCUCACUAGUCAUGAGGUUUACACCAAUUUUGUUGUUCUUGUGGUGUAAAGCUCCUUUUAGAUCUGUAAAAUGUAGUGUCAUGCCUUUGGUUGACAUGUACAACCUGAAAAUGUAAUGAAAAUGGUUAUAUUAUCUCAUUAUAUUUC